Choloepus didactylus (southern two-toed sloth) is the source of this 1774-nucleotide messenger RNA. It is a transcript of the gene VRK1, whose product is annotated as VRK serine/threonine kinase 1. The record is from RefSeq and is a predicted model, not a curated record. NCBI's taxonomy places the organism in Eukaryota, Metazoa, Chordata, Mammalia, Pilosa, Megalonychidae. Gene Ontology annotation, cellular component: cytoplasm; nucleus. Gene Ontology annotation, biological process: peptidyl-serine phosphorylation; signal transduction. The transcript is spliced from 15 exons. The coding region runs from base 374 to 1636 and encodes 420 amino acids. Gene Ontology annotation, molecular function: protein serine/threonine kinase activity; ATP binding.
AUGAGGAAGAAAAAUCUCGGAAUAGUUGGACCUUGUUUAAGUUCACAAGAGGUAGACCUGGAGCAUGACUGUAAUUCACCUCAUUGAAUUAAGGAAUAUCUGUUGGUUUCUCAUCAAGUGACAGAUAUAUUAGACUCAAGGGAUACCAAGAAAUAACCUAAAAGGCAACAAGGAUAUUGAAAAACACCGAUUUCAUAUUCUAUGAAACUAGGAGACUUCUGUAAUCCUCAACCAAAAAAUAAGAGGAAGGGCUACCAAAUGCAGUGAUGGUCAAAUAGGAACCUUGGGAGGAUACUGUAAGGGGUACGCUGAGCUGCAGAUCUGAGACCCAGAACUCCGAGAAAGCUGGCAGAAUAGUGUUCUCCAAAUAAAAAUGCCUCGUGUAAAAGCAGCACAAGCUGGUAAACAGGGUCCUGUAAAAAGACAUCUUGCAGAACAGUUUGCAGUUGGGGAGAUAAUAACUGACAUGACAAAAAAGGAAUGGAAACUAGGAUUUCCCAUUGGUCAAGGUGGCUUUGGUUGUAUAUAUCUUGCUGAUACAAAUUCUUCAAAAUCCGUUAGCAGUGAUGCACCCUGUGUUGUAAAAGUGGAACCCAGUGACAAUGGACCUCUCUUUACUGAAUUAAAGUUCUACCAGCGAGCUGCUAAACCAGAGCAAAUUCAGAAAUGGAUUCGUUCCCAUAAACUGAAGUACCUGGGUGUUCCUAAAUAUUGGGGGUCUGGUCUACAUGAUAAAAAUGGAAAAAGUUACAGGUUUAUGAUAAUGGAUCGCUUUGGGAGUGACCUUCAGAAAAUAUAUGAAGCAAAUGCUAAAAGGUUUUCUCGAAAGACUGUUUUGCAGCUAAGCUUAAGAAUUCUGGAUAUUCUGGAAUAUAUCCAUGAGCAUGAAUAUGUACACGGAGAUAUCAAGGCCUCAAAUCUUCUUCUGAGCUACAAAAAUCCUGACCAGGUGUACCUGGUAGAUUAUGGCCUUGCUUAUCGAUACUGUCCAGAAGGAGCCCAUAAGGAAUACAAAGAAGACCCCAAAAGAUGUCACGAUGGCACUCUUGAAUUCACCAGCAUUGAUGCGCACAAUGGCGUGGCCCCCUCAAGACGGGGUGAUUUGGAAAUACUUGGCUAUUGCAUGAUCCAGUGGCUCAGUGGCUAUCUUCCUUGGGAGGAUAAUUUGAAAGAUCCUAACUAUGUUAAAGAUUCCAAAAUUAGAUACAGAGAAAAUAUUGCAGGUUUGAUGGACAAAUGUUUUCCUGAGAAAAACAAACCAGAUGAAAUUGCUAAAUACAUGGAAACAGUGAAAUUACUGGACUAUACUGAAAAACCUCAUUAUCAAAAUUUACGAGAUAUACUUUUGCAAGGACUCAAAGCUAUAGGAAGUAAGGAUGAUGGCACAUUGGACCUCCGUGUUGUGGAGAAUGGAGGUUUGAAAGCAAAAACAGUAACAAAGAAGCGAAAGAAAGAAAUUGUGGAAAGCGCAACAUCUAGUGUUGAAGAUAUGGAAUGCUCAAAUAUAAAGACAGAGGAGGCCAUACAAACCCGAAGUGUGGAGUCUCGAGGAGCAGUACAUCGAGGCAUGCCUCAGCCAGAGGCUAGCAGCAGCUGCUAUGACAGUACAAGAACUAGAAAGACAGUCCAGAAGUAAAUCAAAUCCUGUGAACCAAUUUUUCUUUUCUUUCUUUCCAUUUGGCUUUUUUCUCCUUUUCUAUUUUAAGUGUUUUAUUUUCAUGUCAGUCCUGGUGGGUUGGGGAAUUGAAAAUUAAAUACCUGUGUCACUGAAAAA